AUGGGCCCUCGGUCGACUAAAUGUGGACAGGUUCAUGGCUACUGUCAUUGUGGCCACCUGGCACAUAGAGCCAGGGCAAAGGAGGACUACCUCGCCGCAAGGGUAGUCCUCAAGAAAGCCAUUAGAAAGGCCAAGCGGGAAGCCUGGGAGCAAUUAGUGAGCUCCCUGGGUGACGAUCCGUGGGGGCGCCCGUACAAGAAGACGAUAGGAAAGAUUCGUCGUUGGGCGCCCCCGCAGACGGAGACGAUGGACCCCCAGGCCCUCGAUGGGCUCCUGAACGCCCUCUUUCCGAGGGCGGAAGGGGGCCCUCCUGUGAUCCCUCCCCUAGAAAUGGGGGAGGGAGACUGGGGCGAGGGCCUGGAGGUCACUCUAGAGGAGCUCGCCAAGGCCCGGAGAAGGCUCGGCGGUAAGGGCAAAGCCCCUGGCCCCGAUGCGAUUCCGGGUCACGCUUGGGCUCUCGCGUUGGCCGAAGGGGACCUGUCCACAGCCACAUGCAGGGUCAUGACAGGAUGCCUCAGGGAGGGGCACAUGUCCUCGAGUGGACUAGACCUCCACGACCGCCAGUACGGGUUCAGGCCCGGACGAUCCACGCUGGAUGCAAUCCAAGACCUCGCCUUCACCAAAGAAGGCGGGGUUCAAGGCUGGUGCACUAUGGAGCGCGGUGUCCCGCAGGGGUCGGUGCUCGGCCCCCUGCUGUGGGACAUCGGCUUCGACCGGGUUCUUCGCACUCCGCUCUCCGACGGCUGCCACGUAGUCUGCUGCGCAGACGACACGUUAGUGGUGGUCGAAGCGGAGAGCUGGGGGGAAGCCCGCUUCCGUGCGGAGGUGGCAGUGGCAUCAGUGGUGGGAACCAUCGGGGACCUGGGUCUCAAAGUGGCGCCCCUCAAGACUGAAGCCGUGUUUUUCACGAUGGCAGUCGAGUGGCGCCGCCAGAGACCCGGGUCCCGGCAAUUGGCCCCCAGGGUGCGCGAAGCUGGACUGGCUGUAGCCAGGCUGAUGCGCGCCCAAGGGGGCCCUGGAUGGCAGGCUCACCGCCUGUAUGUCGGUGCGGUUCUCUCGAUCGUCCUGUACGGGGCGCCCAUCUAG
Molecule: messenger RNA, 1086 nt
Organism: Harpegnathos saltator (Jerdon's jumping ant)
Lineage: Eukaryota; Metazoa; Arthropoda; Insecta; Hymenoptera; Formicidae
Exons: 5
Coding region: 1-1086 (361 amino acids)
Source: RefSeq, a predicted model, not a curated record